Molecule: messenger RNA, 1072 nt
Organism: Haliaeetus leucocephalus (bald eagle)
Lineage: Eukaryota; Metazoa; Chordata; Aves; Accipitriformes; Accipitridae
Gene: GALM
Product: galactose mutarotase (aldose 1-epimerase)
Exons: 7
Coding region: 35-1072 (345 amino acids)
Biological process (GO): beta-D-galactose catabolic process via UDP-galactose, Leloir pathway; glucose metabolic process
Molecular function (GO): carbohydrate binding; aldose 1-epimerase activity
Source: RefSeq, a predicted model, not a curated record
GCCGGCGGUGCUGCGGGCCAGAUUUUGGGGAGCAAUGACAGAAGUGAAGAGAGAGGUGUUCGGGCAGAUGCCCCAGGAGGAAGGAGGAGGAGUGGUGGAAAAGUUCAUCUUAAAGUCGGACAGUGUGAAAGUGGAAAUCCUGUCCUUAGGGUGCAUAAUUUCUGCUCUGGAGAUGAAAGGAAGGGAUGGGGAGUGUUCAGAUGUUGUCCUAGGCUUUGACACUUUGGAAGGUUACACAAGGAAGCACCCCUUCUUCGGCGCCGUCGUGGGGCGUGUUGCCAACAGGAUUGCAAAGGGGAGGUUUGCCGUGGACGGGAAGGAGUAUCAGCUGUUCCUCAACAAUGGGCCCAACAGCCUGCACGGAGGAGCCAGGGGAUUUGACAAGGUUCUCUGGAGCCCCCAGGUCCUCCCAAAUGGUGUCUGCUUCUUCCGGCUUAGCCCUGAUGGUGAGGAAGGCUACCCUGGUGACCUGAAAGUCUGGGUGACCUACACACUCAGCGGCGGGGAGCUGGCCAUCAACUAUCGAGCCCAGACCAGCAAGACAACACCCAUCAACCUGACAAACCAUGCAUACUUCAACCUCGCAGGGCAGGGCUCACGGGAUAUCUAUGACCAUGAGAUUUCUAUUGAAGCGGAUUCCUACCUGCCUGUGGACAACACCAAGAUCCCUACUGGGGAGGUGGCCGCUGUGCAGGGCACCAGUUUUGAUCUCCGGCAGCCUGUGAAGCUGGGGAAGCACUUGCAGAAGUUUCACCUGGAUGGCUUUGACCACAACUUCUGCCUGCCGCAGGUGCAGGCUCGACGCCUUGCGGCCAGGGCUCGCCACCCACCCACCAGCAGGGCCAUGGAGGUUCACACCACCCAGCCUGGCAUCCAGUUUUACACCGGGAACAACCUGGACGGCUCCCUGAAGGGCAAAGGCGCCAUCGCAUACCCCAAGCACUCGGCUUUCUGCCUGGAAACCCAGAACUGGCCCGAUGCCAUCAACAAGCCCCACUUCCCCAACGCCCUACUCCAGCCGGGCGAGGAGUACAACCACACCACGUGGCUCGUGUUCAACACGCCUGCUUAA